AUGGUAGCCAACCUGUUACGCGCGUCGUUAGUAUUGUGGUACUUGCAGAGCGCCGAUGGUGCGUUCAUCGAUUUUUUCAACCAGUUGAACAACAACACAGCAAUAUCUCCUCCAGCCGCCUCGACCACCUCCACUGAGGCAGCUGAGAGUACUGGUAGCUCCUCUGUUGUGCCUGUGGUACCCAGUACCACGAAUUUAUACCCCGAGAGUACUACAGAGACCUCUUCGCAGACAUCUACGACCUCUAGCUCCUUUACUUGGGGCGAAUCACCUACUAGCUCACCAUCCACUGCAGAGUCAAGCUCGUAUACUUUCCCCUGGUUUGAUACUACAUCAUCAGGCAUACCAACUGUCUCUGGUGCGGAAUCCACGGGGAGAAGUACCUCAACCGCAAACCAGUGGACGGGCUCUACAGGGGACUCUACCACCUCUCAAAACUUUUUCGGGUUCACCCAUCAAGAUUCGUCAUCCACGGUUGCUGCAGAGACCUCUACUUCCCCUCAAGUCUACUCGAGUGAAAGUUACACUCCACGUUCGUCGGAACCUCUCACAAGAACUUUAUCUCCUCGUGUAAGUAUUUCGUCUGUUAAUACAUGGCGUUCCGAUACUUUUUCCUCCGAAGGUGUUACAGAGACUACAAGUUCUUCUGAAACGACUAGAGCGACAUCUUUUGAAACUCCAGCGGUAAGUGCUUCCACCGAUGCUAUUCAAGUUGGAUCAAACUCAUACCAAUAUACGUUUUCAACAGAUUCUAGUUCAUAUCAAUACAGACCUUCCACUGAUUCCGAUGCGAACCCAUCAUCGACCGAUUCUCCAUCAGUUCAAUACACACCUUCGAGCGAGUCCACUUCGUAUGUUUACACACCUUCGAGUGAGUCCACUGCGGUGGCCUCCACACCAUCCCGUGAUUCAACUUCGUAUGCUUACACAGCGUCAAGUGAUUCCAUUGCAGCGGCCCCCAUACCAUCCAGUGAUUCUACUUCGUAUGCUUACACAGCGUCAAGUGAUUCCAGUGUAGCGGCCUCCACAUCUGUGAGUGGUUCAACUUCGUAUGCUUACACGCCUUCGAGUGAGUCCACUUCGGUGGCCUCCACACCAUCAAGUGAGUCCACUUCGUAUGCUUACACACCUUCGAGUGAGUCCACUUCGUAUGCUUACACGCCUUCGAGUGAGUCCACUUCGGUGGCCUCCACACCAUCCAGUGAGUCCACUUCGUAUGCUUACACACCUUCGAGUGAGUCCACUUCGUAUGCUUACACACCUUCGAGUGAGUCCACUUCGUAUGCUUACACGCCUUCGAGUGAGUCCACUUCGGUGGCCUCCACACCAUCCAGUGAUUCAACUUCGUAUGCUUACACAGCGUCAAGUGAUUCCGCUUCUGAGACAUCCAUACCGCCCAGUGACUCUGUUUCGCUUGCCUCUGCACCAUCGAGUGGUUCCACCACUUCGUAUGCUUACACAGCUUCGAGUGAUUCAGCUUCGGAGGUAUCCACAGCUUCGAGCGAGUCCACUUCGGAUACUUACACACCUUCAAGUGUUUCCGUUUCAUCUACUCCAUUUCUAUAUCCCUCUUCAAGUGGUUCAAGUUCAUCUAGCUCAUACCUGUACACGCUUACUUCUUCGGCUGCUACCGCCCCUUCGUCGAUAUAUUCGUCUGAGUCAUCUACGACAAUUUCGGAGCCUACUUCAUAUCUAUUAUCAUCAAGCUCUGCUUGGACUGCUUCUCCUUCUUCACAGUAUGGUGCAAGUUCAUCGUCCGCACAAAGCUCCUCUACUCAAUACCUCGCUGUAUCAUCAUCAUCAAUGCAAUCUCCUUCCACCUCAUCGGUGAGCGCUACUUCUAAUUUGUAUCCAUCGACUUCAUCAACUGAAGAGUCAUUUGUUUCUUCCAGCCAAUAUCCAGUGUCGUCGACCGCUUCAAGCUCGGUAACUGUUUCAAGCCAAGCGUCAUCUGAGUUGGCUUUAUCAAGUUUAUCGACAGCUUCUACCACCAGCUACCCAUCCUCUUCUCAAAUACAGCAACUGACUUCUUACAGCUCAAGUUCAAGUUCACAGACAUCUUCAACAUAUUCUUCGGUAAGUUCUUCGCAGGUAAGUUCGUCGCAGGUCAGUUCAACUACGAGUGCAAGUUCAACAGGAGUGUACACGACCUCUACAUCCUCGGUGUCCAGCACUACCAGCACAAGCAAGUUGAUUACUUCCCAGAUAUCAAGUUCUUCUGUUCCAGUUUUCACCUCGAGCACAUCAAGAAGCACUUCUUCAGAUCAAUAUCCUUCCCAAAGAAGUUCCAAUUCGACCGUGCAAUAUGCAUCAUCCACUUCCGCAAUUGAGCCGCUAUCAAGUUCUGUUGUAGAACAGCCAACUGCCUCAUCCACAAUAGUGCAAAGUGUCUAUACAUCUCCAAUCGCUUCGCAAGCUCCGCAAGCUCUAUCAACUUAUAUGCCUACCCCUGAUUCUACAUCAUCUGAUAUACCUGCAGUAACAACACCAGCUUCUUCAACGCCUGCUGAAAUUCCUGUCUCCUCAACAGCGACGACAUCUUCACAUUCAGAGAGUAAUUGGUGGGUUCCAACAGAAAUCAUGACGCAAUCUACUACUGCAACCGCCACCGGAACUUCUAUUGCUACUGCGACAUUACCUCAAGCAAUAGCAGCAGCUACAGAGAUAGCUACGCCUGAUGGAUAUACCUUGAUAACGAUUGGUUUCAAAGAAGCAUUAAAUUAUAACUUUGUUGUCAAUAAUCCUGUUUCGUCAGCACAAAUCUUUGCCUUUUUACCUGAAAUCUUGAAUAAUCCAUUCAAUAAUCAAUUUGGAAAUAUCUCUAUUACAGAACUGGUGCCACUUCAUUCUAAUUCAAUGAAUUAUUUGGCUACAGUUGCAAAAGCUUAUUUCCCAACAUCCGAUAUUGAUGAGUUGAGUCGUAUGAUUUCUAAUAACUCAAGUCCAUUUUAUUCUUUGAACGAAGGUGCUGCUAAAUAUUUGGCCUACUUGGUAGAUCCUUCCAUACCUCUGACAGGUUUGUUAGGUAGAACGAUUUCCUCUGGUGUUUCUACAUCUAAUUCGACUUCGAACUCGAAUAAUAAUGCAGGUUCACUUGACUCAAAUUCAUACAACUACUUCAGGAAGUCUUCUAAUGGAUCAUCAAGUGACUCUGAUCAAAGCACUUUCAGUAGAGCUAAAAUAAUUGGCUUAGUUGUUGGUAUUGUUGUUGGAGUAUGUGUUUCGGUUGCCGCUAUGGUUAUUCUCACUAGACUUUACAUUAUAAGGCGCCAAAAAGCACAAGAUGUUAUUACUUUCCCUGACGAUUCGAGUAUGAGUGAUUCCAACAGUGACAAAGGAAGCUUUUCCAAUGAGAAAUUUCAACUUAAUGAUGCAGCUUCUAUUUCCCCUUCGAUGAGAAUUAACAACUGGAUGAAUGAAAGCCACUAUGAUGAUACUGCUGGUCCCGGUAUUCAAAUGGCCCAAGUUGGCAAAAGAUCUGUUUCUAUGCCAAAAAUUUCUCGACCAAUUGCUACUCAAAACUCUCUCGGGUGGAAUGAAAUUUGA
Molecule: messenger RNA, 3546 nt
Organism: Zygotorulaspora mrakii
Lineage: Eukaryota; Fungi; Ascomycota; Saccharomycetes; Saccharomycetales; Saccharomycetaceae
Gene: MSB2
Product: Msb2p
Exons: 1
Coding region: 1-3546 (1181 amino acids)
Biological process (GO): signal transduction involved in filamentous growth; hyperosmotic response; osmosensory signaling pathway via Sho1 osmosensor
Cellular component (GO): plasma membrane; site of polarized growth; cell surface
Molecular function (GO): osmosensor activity
Source: RefSeq, a predicted model, not a curated record